UCUCUUUAAAAAAAAAAAACACACUAAGGAGUACUGAAAUCAGAGUAGGAGGUCCAAAAAUGGAAAAACCUAGCCGUCCGCACGUGAGCGGCAUGCGCGGUAUAUCCUGAUUCCGGAAAUCCGCGUAUUUUUCACACCUUCCUCAAGCUCGUCGUCUGUUUGUCAAUGUCUGGGCAUUGAUUUCAAGUCCCGAUCUUCAGAAAGAAAGAAUGGCGAUUGCCGUUCCUGGGCAGCUAAACAUUGAGGAGUCUCCGCCGUCAUGGGGCUCCAGAAGCGUCGAUUGCUUCGAGAAGCUCGAGCAGAUUGGCGAAGGAACUUACGGUCAAGUAUACAUGGCCCGAGAAAUCCAAACAGGGGAAAUUGUGGCUUUGAAAAAGAUACGCAUGGACAAUGAAAGAGAAGGGUUUCCUAUAACAGCCAUUCGGGAAAUUAAAAUUCUAAAGAAACUUCACCAUGAAAAUGUUAUCAAUCUGAAAGAGAUCGUGACUUCUCCAGGUCGUGAGAAGGAUGAUCAAGGAAAGCCAGAUGGUAACAAGUACAAUGGGAGCAUCUACAUGGUUUUUGAGUACAUGGACCAUGACUUGACUGGCCUUGCUGAUCGUCCUGGACUAAGAUUUACUGUACCCCAGAUUAAGUGUUAUAUGAAGCAGUUAUUGACUGGGCUCCAUUAUUGUCAUGUAAAUCAAGUGCUUCACCGAGAUAUUAAAGGUUCCAAUCUUUUGAUAGAUAAUGAAGGAAAUUUAAAGCUUGCUGAUUUCGGACUUGCACGGUCAUUUUCUCAUGAUCACAAUGGAAAUCUUACAAAUCGCGUGAUCACUUUGUGGUAUAGGCCUCCUGAGUUGCUGCUUGGAGCCACUAGGUAUGGGCCAGCUGUUGACAUGUGGUCUGUUGGCUGUAUCUUUGCUGAGCUUCUGAAUGGAAAACCAAUCCUACCUGGAAAAAAUGAGCCGGAGCAAUUGAACAAGAUAUUUGAGCUCUGUGGAUCUCCUGAUGAGAUCAACUGGCCUGGUGUGUCAAAAAUGCCCUGGUAUAACAAUUUCAAGCCAUCAAGGCCCAUGAAGAGACGUGUCCGAGAGGUUUUCAGACAUUUUGACCGCCAUGCUCUAGAACUACUGGAGAAAAUGCUUGUGCUGGAUCCAUCCCAGAGAAUACCAGCCAAGGAUGCACUUGAUGCUGAGUAUUUUUGGGCUGACCCCUUGCCUUGCGAUCCCAAGAGCUUGCCAAAAUAUGAGUCGUCGCAUGAGUUCCAGACAAAGAAAAAACGGCAGCAGCAGCGACAGAAUGAGGAAGCGGCUAAGAGACAGAAGUUGCAGCACCCGCAGCAGCAUUCUCGCCUCCCCCCUAUUCAACAUUCUGGACAAGCGCAUCCAACUCAUUGGCCAGGGCCUAAUCAUCCCAUGAACAAUGCGCCACCUACUGUGUCUGCUGGACCUAGUCACCAGCAUUAUGGGAAGUCUCGUGGUCCUCCAGGAGGUCCAAAUAGGUACCAUCAAGGUGGAAAUCAGAGUGGGGGAUACAACCCAAACCGCGGUGGCCAAGUUGGAGGUUACAGUAGUGGCCCGUAUCCACCCCAAGGGCGAGGUCCACCAUAUCCUAGCGGUGGUAUGCCAGCUGGUCCGAGAGGGGCCAGUGGUAAUUAUGGAGUUGGCCCUCCAAAUUUUUCACAAAGUGGUCAAUAUGGAGGCUCUGCAGGGAGAGGUCCAAACCCAAUGGCUGGUAAUCAAAAUCAACAAUCUGGUUGGCAGCAAUAAGCAUGUAAACAGAUACACUGACAACUACAAUGAAGGAUAUCUGGCCUCUGUGCAAUAUCCAGUCAAGAAGUUCAUAAGCUGGCUACUAAUAAGGUUUUCAUGGCAUAUAGAUUCAAUUCUUGGUUACAUUGUUUCACAAGUGGCUUCAUCUUUUUUGACAUGGAUAUAUUUGGACACCAAAUUACUGUUUGAACGUAUGACCACACAUUUGAUUUUGUCGUGUAUUAUCUUCGACCUUGACGACCAUCUGAAAGUAACUGGUAAGGCGGUAACUGGUUCGUUUGUAUCACCUGUCUAUGUUCCUACUUCUUUGUGCAUACAGUGGCUUUCCUAGAACCUGGUAUAUUUGCUUCUUGGCUUAAUAGUGUAAUGUGUGGUGCAAGCAUAAGCCAAGUUCAUGAAAUGUAUACGGAAUCACUGCACUAAUAGACUACAGAGAGCAAACAAAUUUUUUCUCUGCUUAAUUAAUGACAAUUAUUUUCUUUUGCUUU
Tripterygium wilfordii is the source of this 2242-nucleotide messenger RNA. Its product is annotated as cyclin-dependent kinase C-1-like. Gene Ontology annotation, cellular component: nucleus; cyclin-dependent protein kinase holoenzyme complex. Gene Ontology annotation, biological process: positive regulation of transcription elongation by RNA polymerase II; protein phosphorylation. NCBI's taxonomy places the organism in Eukaryota, Viridiplantae, Streptophyta, Magnoliopsida, Celastrales, Celastraceae. Bases 210 to 1751 code for a protein of 513 amino acids. Gene Ontology annotation, molecular function: RNA polymerase II CTD heptapeptide repeat kinase activity; cyclin-dependent protein serine/threonine kinase activity; ATP binding. The transcript is spliced from 13 exons. The record is from RefSeq and is a predicted model, not a curated record.